AUGACAGAAACAAGAUACUUUGCUGUGGGUGAUCAUAUCUUUCGGUGGUGUUCCUACUUGGGAGUGCCAUUUGCCUAUCAACAACAUGCCAUUGUUGUGGCGGGUCGGAAUCAGAAUGAUAAUCCAGGCAACAACAAUAGUCAUGAUAGCAACAGUGAUGCGAAUGGUAAUGAAGACGAAGAAGAUGGGACCAUUGUCAUUAUGAAUUUCGAUCAUGAGCAAGAGAAAGAAGAAGAUUUGGAAUCGAGUAAAGCCUCUUCGGUCUCCACGGCCACCAGUACAACACCGACAAGUACUUCCAAUAAUGAUACCGACAUUGAUGACAAUGACAAAGAGGCAACGGAACAAGACACUACAAGUACAAGUACUAGUACAAGUACCACCCAACCACCACCUCCUUGCUGCAAGAUCACUCAGCAAUGGCUCACGGAAAAGGAAGCCAAAGCUCAAUGGGAGCACGUACAAUAUUCCCAAAAGUGGCAAACACGGUUGAUGCUACGAGCUGGUACUUGUUCUCCCGCAGUGGCCGAUCCAGUACAUGUCAUUCUCUGUCGCCUUCAAUUCCUCUUGCACGAAAACAACAACAAUAUACUACAAAAUCUACCCUACCAUACCCACAAAUCCAAUGGCGAAUGUUUGGCCGUAUGGUGCACCACCGGUGUUUAUCAAUCGGCACAAGGAAUUGCCAAAAUGGGAGAAGCCGGAAUGCACGUGGGAUCCUUUAGUUUGGUCGGAGGCAUUGCCGCACAGCUGGCCGUGUCGGCGGUUGUGCCCGUCGUACUGCCUUUUAUUGCCGCCUUGGAUGUGGGACAAGCCGUCUAUUCCGCCAAGGAAGUACACACCACGCGACAAGAAUGGCAAGAGCGGACCAUUGAAUGGAAUCAACUCUUUGAACAGUAUAUUAUUGUACAACAACAAUCCAUACGACAACAAGAACAGCAACAAGAACAGCAAGAAAUAGAACCGCAGGAAGAAUGA
This is a messenger RNA of Seminavis robusta, 978 nucleotides long. The record is from the annotation of a GenBank genome assembly. NCBI's taxonomy places the organism in Eukaryota, Bacillariophyta, Bacillariophyceae, Naviculales, Naviculaceae.